Molecule: messenger RNA, 2719 nt
Organism: Cyprinus carpio (common carp)
Lineage: Eukaryota; Metazoa; Chordata; Actinopteri; Cypriniformes; Cyprinidae
Product: activating transcription factor 7 interacting protein 2
Biological process (GO): regulation of DNA-templated transcription
Cellular component (GO): transcription regulator complex; nucleus
Molecular function (GO): transcription coregulator activity; protein binding
Source: RefSeq, a predicted model, not a curated record
AAAAGAACCAUUCAUUUACAAAGCGGGCACUGGUACCCACUACCUUUCGUGGCAGGACUUAUAUUAUUUAAAGAAACAGGAAAUCCCCUGUAGGAACCAUACAUACUGAGCUGAUCAGUAGUUAAGACGCGUUCAGAACUCCGUUUAAAUUGGAAAGCAGCGCAGGGAUGAAAAGGUCCAGAUAUGAAGACGACUCUAGCACAGUACACUUGGUUCAAGACAGUGGGCAGAAGGAGAGCAAGCUCGCGCGAUCUGAGGUUGAAAAGAUUAUUUCACAUAAGGUUGUGACUGCAGUCGAGCAGUCUGACUACAAGAUGAAGAAUCUGAUGGAGAGAAUCGGUGAGGUGAAUGGGGAACCCAGAUACGAUGCCAGAAUCAAGAAACUGGAAGCUCAUGUAAGGAAGAUCAAACGAAGGGGAGAUGCUAUAUUUGCAUAUAUCAGGAAGUUCAGGUUUUUAGGGAUGCCUCACAGUCAGUCUCCUCCUCCUUUAAGUCCUCCUCUCAUGCAGCCACAGCGAUGCAUCUCUCCGGCUGAACUAAUAAACAAUAUAUUCAGAAGUUCAGUCAAUGGAGGGGGUUUCAGUAACAACGCUUCAGUGUCAUCUGCAGACAAUGAUUGUGAGAUGGCCACAUUGAGAAGACCCAAGAAAGGGUUCUGGCAGAGUUUGCAGUCUAAGAAUCAGGUUGUUGACCUUACAGAAGAAGACACAGCAGCCAGACUGAAUGAAGAAAGCCUGGUUACCCAGCCAUCGGAUCCGAAAUUGGUACCUUCAAAACCAGAACAAGCAAAACCCUCAAGCACACCACCUAUAGCCAUUAAAGAAGAAAAUCAAAAUGUUAUGGAGGAGGACCGUGUCAGUUCUUCAGUACAGUUGGAAGAGGAGGAGUGGCACUCCAAACUCCAUCCAUUCCCAGACACUCCAUUUCCCAAAGAGCUUCCAGUUAUUGCUGCCUCUUAUAACUUGCCCCAGAAGCCAGUGGUGAAACUAGCUCGGAUUGGAAGCACACAAGAACUAGGCAUCGCGUGGAACGUUGAUCGGAAAGAUCCACAUGUAGCAGAGAUGGAAUGCUACUACAUUUACGUUUCCCAUGAACACAAAAACGGCACUUUUUCAGGAUGGAAGUGCCUUGGAGAGAUCAAAGCCAUGCCUCUUCCUAUGGCCUGCAAGGUGUCAGACUGCAAAGGAGAUAAACGACUGUGCUUUAUCGUUGUGGGGAAGGAUAUAUUUGGCCGUUUUGGGCCGUACAGUGAAAUACACUCUGUUGCACCAGGACAAAUGUGAUUCUGCCAACAUUUCUCCAGUGUGUAGAAACUUUUGUUCAUAUAAAGUUUGAAAGGGGGAUGAAUGUUACUCUUUAGACUUAAUUACUCUAAAUAUUUGGAAUAUUUAAUAUGGAAUAUUUUUUUGUUUUGUUUAUUUUAUGUCCAAGUUUUUUUUUUUCUCUCUGCAGAAAAUAUGAAUAGUAUCAGGGAGCCUUGAAAGUCAUUCCUCUUAUAUGAAUCUCACUAACACAACAGUAUUUAGAAAGAAGCUGCUGUCUUGUAUUGUUUAUAUUGGUUAUAAAGUUACAAACUGAUUUCAUUUGCUUCUGGUCUUUAUAAUAUGAGGUUUUCGGCGAUAUGAGUUAACAAAGCAAUCACUAGCCAUAAUAGACUGCGGUGAAAUCUGAUUGUUAAAGUCUAAUGUAAGUGGCAGAAAACCAUUUCUGAGACAACAUUUGUUUUCUGUAAUGACUACAUUUGAGGAUUCUACAUCAUGCUGCUGUAGAAAUCAAUAUAACACUAUACCAGUCACUCUCAAAAAUGUCAUCUUCUGACUUACAAAUGUUGAAGUUAUGAAUUCUGUUUAGUUCCAUUUUCUGCCAUAAAAGGUGAUAUUAUAAUGCUGUCAAUUGAUUAAAAAAUUACUAAUUAUAGAAAUAACUAAUUCCACAUUUUUUUUUUAAAUUAAUCGCGAAUAAUCCCACCUAAUAUUAAAGGUGUAAUGAACUGAGAAAUCAAAAUUCCUUUAAUCUUUUGGCAUAAGUCAAUAAUAUGGAUGCGUUCGAAAUUGCAUACUCAAUUAGAAGGUACUUAAUUUCAAUGAGUACUUAUUGAGCGCUAAAAGAGUAUGUACUCUACAACCAAAUCUCGUUGAGUAUGAAUGCAAUCCGGACUUCAUCCGCCAUGUUGACGUUAUCAUGUGAUCUAUGGCGUAAUAACAAGUGAAACAACUUCUGUAAAUAUUUUGAUGUUGAUGAAAUUUGCUCAUUGUGUGGUCUUGUUUAAGAAACAGCUACCGUUUUAUUGUGAUUGUAGUAUAACCAAUAAAUUUAGGGUUGAUUUAAGUUUUUUAAAUUUUUAACUACUAAUAUGACCCACAGUUUUAUCCUUAAAGAUAUUAUAUUUUAGUAUGAAAACCCCAAAUAGUUUUUUUUUUAAUAUGUUGAAUAUGCAAAUUGUUUUCAUUCACAAGCAAAACUGGCUUAAAAUUUCUUUGGUUUUCUUCUUUUUCUUGUUGAAUUAAUCUCCAUUUGUUUCUUCCAUCAGGCUUAUAAAUAGCAACAACAACAACAAAUUAAAUUUUUCGAUGCAUUAUGAUUAUAUGAAUGUUAUGAUUAUGCAAUUGUGCCUUUUUUCCUGUGUAUAUGUUCCCAUACUAUGAUGCAGACAAACCCAUUAUAUUUAUAUCUUCUAUUAUGGUUGUUCAUUGUUAAAGAUAAAACCAUCUUUCCCUGA